UAGUGCCAUGUCUUGUGAACGUCUUAGAACAAACAACUGAAGUAACAACGACUACGUCAUCGUCACCAAGGGCAAAAGUGACAUCAACAUCAGCAGCUCAAGCCACUACUACGUCCACUGCCCCCGGAUCUACUCACUCAACAAAUGAACCUACAACCUCUGUAACGGAUACAAGCAGCACAGGGUUUAAGAAUGAAAGAACCGAAGACUCUACAAAUCCCCAAACACCCCCUGUAAACUCCAUGCUGCCCCUGCUUGGCGGAACCAUUGGCGGCGCUCUGGUUCUACUUGCUGCCGUCAUCACCGUCUGCUGCUUACUCCGAUCAAGGAAACAGAGGCACACCGAUGGCUCUGCUGAGCGGCCUGGCAAAGGUCAUCAAAGAAAUCAAGAUCCGGAACAGGGAGAAGAUGAUGUGAUGGUGGGUAAUCCCAUCUACAGCAGCUACGAUGGGGGCGUGGACUAUGCCCAGAUAGGUGGGGCCAGACAGACAGCCAGCACCAAGGACCCCCAGGCGUCCCCUGGUACAUCUCAGGAGGUUGCAGACAUAUACGCCAUCCCGGAUAAACAGCGUUCAUCAACACUGAAUGCGGAGGCCGUUGCCUGUGAUGUGUACAGCGUCGUACAGAAACAACCCAAGUCGGAAGGCCAGGGAAUGUCACACCAACCGACGGACAAAGAUGCGGAGGCCGUUGCCUGUGAUGUGUACAGCGUCGUACAGAAACAACCCAAAACGGAAGGCCAGGGAAUGUCACACCAACCGACGGACAAAGAUGCGGAGGCCGUUGCCUGUGAUGUGUACAGCGUCGUACAGAAACAACCCAAAACGGAAGGCCAGGGAAUGUCACACCAACCGACGGACAAAGAUGAUGGGGCUGCUGAAUGUGAUGUGUACAGCGUGGUACAGAAACAGCCCAAGUGAGAGGAUCGGGCAGAGUCACUCCAGUCGACAGACAAGGGAGGUGAGAUGUCUGAGCUGUACAGCUAGGUGUAGAAGCCACAAGAUCAUGGGUAGUAAGACAAGAUCAAGACUGUGAAGUGGACUGUGAAGUGGACUGUGGGGUUGACUGUGAAGUGGAAUGUGGGGUGGACUGGGGGGUGGACUGUGAAGUGGACUGUGAAGUGGACUCCGGGGUGGACUUUGAGGUGGACUGUGAGGUGGACAGUGUGGUGCAGCUUCUCUUUUGUGAUUUUUUUCUUUGUUACCUUUUGUUAUGAUAAUUACCAAUUUAUUGUUAUUCUGCACAGAUAAUUCAGGUCCAACGGGGCACAGUUUAGUAGAAACAAUGCUGAGAAAGAACAUGCCACAAGACAAACCAGGAGCAGAUGAGUUGGACCUGUAGCUCUCUACCGUUAGACAACAUAUUCAGUGUACAGCUAUUCUAUUCUUCUAAACCAAACAGAUGAUAAAUAACACGGAUCGGAUGUUUGUCACACCCAAUUUAUCUAUUGCAACGUGUUGUUACAUAAUAUCUUAAGUAAAUUAUUAUGGCUUUCUGCGGUUUGUAUUCUGUGUGCUAUGACAAUUUAUCAUCCAAUAAUGGCUUCCACGUAAAUAUUGCUUGAGUAUAUGUUAUGAGAUAUCGCUACAAUGGAACUGCAUCACAAUGCUUUGCAUACCAUUGUGACGUCAUCGGUACAAUGCCGUCACUAAUCUACCACAGAAGCUGGUUAGCUGUAGUUUAUACACACAGGACACUGGUUAGUACUGUUUGCAUUGGCAAAAGGCUAGAAGAUUGAUUCAGGACAAUAAGAAUAAUCUCACCCGUGUGUCUUUUAAUAUCAAAUAUAUCAACACGAAUUAAAACUCCGAUGCUUUGGUUUAGAUUUUUUAUGUAACCCAUUUUAUGUAUGUAGAAUAUGUAGAAUAUGAUAAAUAUAUACUUUGACUCAAACUGCUUAUUUUGCUUUUAAUAUUAUGUGCUUUUGGUCACAGUUACUAAUAAUUAGCACGUGUCAUUAUUGAAUACUAUGCUGUAUUAUUUUUUCAAAUACAUUCCGAAUGGUUCAUUUGUCCUUGCAUCAAAUACUCAACAAUACCCUCAAUUAUAUACACCAGUGUUACUGAUGUUGUUAGAUACAAGUCACGAUAUGGCUGAAAUAUUGGAGAUGUGACGUAAAGCUUUAACUCACUCACUCACUGUUAGAUACAAAAGUGAUCACUAGCUUCCUGAAGCACACUCUCUCUACAUGAACACAGUUUAGAAAUGGCGUCUCUCUUAAAUGCAAUGACGUCACCAUGGAAUGUGAUCACACCAUGACACAAUGGAUGACGUCACAUGCUCUUUUGUUACUAAUUCUUUUAGUUACUCAAUACGACUCUCCUUCAAUAUGUUGCUUAAUAGUAUAUUAUAUAUGUUGUUUCUUUGUAUUCAGUAUGUGUUUGAAAAUAUAACUAACCCAAAUAAUAUAUGUUGAUUAUGACAAAUAUGUUCUUGUGACUUAAAUUGUUCAUAUACUGGUAAUUUGUCUGUGUCUGGGCUAGCUAUUCUAUGUAAAAAGGAUGUAUUAACACAUACAUGUAUCUCGUGCUCAUUGUUCUCAAAAGCGAGGUGGUGGUGUUAUUUUUUUAUUUCUUUUAUUGAAAUCAAAAAUAUAAGGGGUGAACACUUCUUAAUUUUUUCCCACCAUGGAUACCAACAAGCACAACUGAACACACUCUGAACUCGGCUCUUUAAUACAACGUCAGUUGUCAAGCAAAGAUAACAGAAACUGCUUCAUGUCAGGAAGGAAAUGUAUGAAAAUAUUUUUUUUUGUAUUAAAAAUAGGAUAAAAAGAGACGCACCGAUGCCAGAGACAUCCUUUUUUAACCAAGGACGUUUUGAUGUCAUUUUGUUAAUAAUGUGCUGUAUCUUGUUUUUCAAUAUAACUCUUUGGAUGUACACAUUCUCCUGUCUUCAAUGGAUAAGGUUGAAGGACAAACUCUCAACUGGCCAAAAGACCACACAUAAUGAUUUGUAUUUAUCAACUAUUGUAUUUGGAUAACUGUUUUUUUCUUUAUUGGCGUUUCUAGGCUGUACAAUGCAUUUGUAACACAACAGAAAAUAAACUUUUGCCCAGUGAAA
Haliotis rufescens (red abalone) is the source of this 3063-nucleotide messenger RNA. RefSeq lists its product as uncharacterized. The transcript has 10 exons. Lineage: Eukaryota; Metazoa; Mollusca; Gastropoda; Lepetellida; Haliotidae. The record is from RefSeq and is a predicted model, not a curated record. Bases 243 to 920 code for a protein of 225 amino acids.